CCCACUGGGCACUCAGGGGCUGGGUGCUGCAGGAUGAGGGGAUGAGGAGCUCUGGCUCUGGCCUUGCUGGGCACUCAGGGGCUGGGUGCUGCAGGACACGGGGGCAGGGAGCUCUGGCUCUGGCCCCGCUGGGCACUCAGGGGCCAGGUGCUGCAGGACAUGGGGGCAGGGAGCUCUGGCUCUGGCCCCGGCCCCGCUGGGCACUCAGGGGCUGUGUGCUGCAGGAUGCGGGGGCGGGAAGCUCUGGCCCUGCUGGGCACUCAGGGGCCCAGGUGCUGCAGGACAUGGGGGCGGGAAGCUCUGGCCCCGCUGGGCACUCAGGGGCCCAGGUGCUGCAGGACGAGGGGAUGAGGAGCUCUGGCCCUGGCCCCGCUGGGCACUCAGGGGCCAGGUGCUGCAGGACACAGGGGUGGGGAGCUCUGGCCCCGCUGGGCACUCAGGGGCCAGGUGCUGAAGGACACGGGGUCGGGGAGCUCUGGCUCCGCUGGGCACUCAGGGGCCGGGUGCUGCAGGACACGGGGGCGGGGAGCUCCGGCUCUGGCCCUGCUGGGCACUCAGGGGCCGGGUGCUGCAGGACACGGGGGCAGGGAGCUCUGGCCCCACUGGGCACUCAGGGGCCAGGUGCUGCAGGACACGGGGGCGGGGAGCUCCGGCUCUGGCCCUGCUGGGCACUCAGGGGCCGGGUGCUGCAGGACACGGGGGCAGGGAGCUCUGGCUCUGGCCCCGCUGGGCACUCAGGGGCCGGGUGCUGCAGGACACAGGGGCAGGGAGCUCUGGCUCAUGCCCCGCUGGGCACUCAGGGGCUGGGUGCUGCAGGACAUGGGUUAGCUCUGGGACCGCUGGGGCAGGGGCUCAGCCUAGAGCAGUGGUCCCCAACCUUUAUGUGGCCAGUAGCACAUUCAUGUUUUCAGAAGAGUGUGGCGGGCGCCAACAAUUUUUCAAGGGUUAUUGUGUAUUUGUCCAUUAAAUAAUACAAAAAUUAUCAUAUUUAAUGUAACAUAUGAAUCCAGAGAGAAGCCACGAGGACAGAGAACACUGGUGCCCGCAGCCCGGGAGUUCUCUGUCCCCGUCAGGAGCGGGGC
Molecule: messenger RNA, 1082 nt
Organism: Gopherus flavomarginatus (Mexican gopher tortoise)
Lineage: Eukaryota; Metazoa; Chordata; Testudines; Testudinidae
Product: spidroin-1-like
Exons: 2
Coding region: 42-971 (309 amino acids)
Source: RefSeq, a predicted model, not a curated record